This is a messenger RNA of Morus notabilis, 1794 nucleotides long. RefSeq names its product probable terpene synthase 2. The transcript has 10 exons. Lineage: Eukaryota; Viridiplantae; Streptophyta; Magnoliopsida; Rosales; Moraceae. The record is from RefSeq and is a predicted model, not a curated record. Gene Ontology annotation, biological process: diterpenoid biosynthetic process. Gene Ontology annotation, molecular function: magnesium ion binding; terpene synthase activity.
AUGUCUGCUCCAGUUUCAGCAAUUCAUGGUUCAACUGAGAUCAAAGCCACACCCAAAACGGUUGGCCGAUCCUCGGAUUUUCACCCCAGCAUUUGGAGAGAUCAUUUCCUCAUAUAUACUUCUGAGUCCCCGGCAAUUGAUGUCAAUAUGGAGCAAAAUGUUGGGAAAAUGAAAGACGAAGUGAAGAGGAUGUUUGAUGUUGCUGCCCCUAAUCCUUCGGAAACCCUCCAACUGAUUGAUGCAAUCCAACGUUUAGGCUUUGCUUAUCAUUUUGAGAAUGAAAUUACUGAAAAACUAAAAGAGAUUAACAAAAUAACUCUUGAGGAAUUCAAUGAUGAUCCUCAUAUCAUUUCACUAUGGUUUCGUUUGCUAAGACAAGAAGGAUACAAUGUAUCAUGUGGUAUAUUUCACAAGUUCACAAACAAAGAAGGAAAGUUCGAUAAUACCCUCGUAAAUAAUGUUGAAGGAAUGUUAAGCUUAUAUGAAGCUGCACAUCUUAUGGCUAAUGGAGAGCCAAUACUUGAAGAAGCACUUGCUUUCACUACUACUCAUCUCAAAUCAUCAACGACAUCUUCCCAAUUGAGUCCUUUUCUUGCUGCACAAGUAAAGCACGCCUUGAAGCAGCCCAUAAGGAAGGGCUUGCUAAGGGUUGAGGCAAGGCAUUACAUUUCUAUUUAUGAGGAAAAUCCCUCACAUAGUGAAGUUUUACUCAACUUUGCAAAGUUGGAUUUCAACAUUUUGCAAAAGUUGCAUCAGAAGGAGCUUAGUGCGAUCACAAGGUAGUGGAUAGAUCUGGAUGUUGCGACAAACCUUUCUUUUGCACGAGACAGGCUAGCAGAAGCUUAUUUUUGGAUCUGUGGAGUAUAUUUUGAGCCCCAAUACGCACUUGGUAGAAGAAUAACAACUAAAGUUUUGGCAGUCACAUCACUCCUUGAUGAUAUAUAUGAUGUCAAAGGAACAUUUGAAGAGCUCCAGCUCUUCACAGAUGCCGUUCACAGGUGGAAUAUCAGCUGCCUAGAUCCACUUCCCGAAUACAUGAAAUACUGUUAUCGGGUACUAUUAGAGUUAUACGAAGAAAUUGAGGAGCUCACGGUGAAUGAAGAGAGAGGAUUAUAUCGAAUUCAUUGUGCUAAAGAAGCAAUGAAGAAGCACGUCCAAGCCUACUUUGACGAAGCCAACUGGUUAAAUAAGAAUUAUAUACCAACAGUGGAGGAGCAUAUGAAGGUUACAGCGGUAUCAGGUGGUUAUUGCAUGUUUACAAUAACUUCUUUCCUUGGAAUGGGAGAUAUUGCAAAAGACGAGGCCUUCGAAUGGGCGUCAAAAUAUCCCAAGAUUAUUGUAGCUGCAUCGGUCAUUUGUAGGCUCAUGGAUGACAUUACUGGCCAUAAGUUUGAGCAAGAAAGAGGAGAGGUAGCCUCUAGUGUUGAAUGCUAUGUGAAACAAUACAAUGUGUCAGAGGAAGAAGCAUAUAGAGUGCUUGGCAAGCAGAUUUUUGAUGCGUGGAAGGACAUAAACGAAGAGUGCCUUGAACCCAGAGAUAUGCCAAUGCCUCUCCUUCUGCGUGUACUCAAUCUCGCUCGUGUCAUGGAUGUCCUUUACAAGGAUGGCAUAUUUGUUUAUGGUGAAACUUUAUACUUUGUGAUGUUUAUGAUGAUAAAAAGAGAUGAGAAAGAUUGUGAUUGGUGUUUGAAGGUUGAAACAAUGGAUGAAAUGAGCUAUGAUUAUAAAUCUAACGAUCAAAGUGGUGAAGUUCCUGCCGACUCGAAGAUUGUAAAGUUAGCAGAAUUCCUGUGA